CUUUCGGGCGGAUAAGAAAACGCAAGCUUCGGCCCCAAACAUAUUGAUAAAAGAAGGAAAAACCGGAAUGGGGAGUGGUUUUUGUCCAAAAGUUCUAUCCACUAGGGGUCCCUUGUGUCUGGAGUAAGUCACCUAAAUUAAACGCGAAGGUUGGUUUCUAUACUGUUCCCAGAGUCUCUGCAGAACUCUCCUAGUACCGACCUCCUGCUCAGUUCCUGGCCCUGAGACUCCAGUUCGUGGCUGAGAAACCCACGGGAUAGAGACGAGUCGGUAGUUUGCUUUCUGGGCGCGGAGUGAUUUGGAGAAGGGCGGUGCGGGGCUGCGGGAAAGUUGGUGCAGAGGAUCCAGCCAAUGGAAGAGCAGGGGAGGUAAGGGAUCCUCUGUACUUUCCGCAGCCUUCCCGGGAAGCUUCAGGAUCUCGCAAAGAAUUCCCUUGCAAAUCAAAGUAGGUGGUUCACUUUUUCAAUAACUUCUGCCCCAUACUGGGAUGCAAUGGCAUCUUAGCCCGAUCUGUGCAGGCUCUGGGUGUUAAACCAAGCAUCCCCCCACCGCCUGCUCCCCCGCCUCCCAACGCAAGUGAAGGCUUGCAGUCGCAGCCCUCGCUCUAGACUGCUGUGCUUCCUGCUCCCGGUCACUGGUCUUGGAUGCGCUGGACGCGGCGCCACGAGUGUCUGCACUUGCAAGCUCAGAAUCUUCCCGGCAAGUCUGCAUACGGUGGGUUGAGCCGGGAGGGAAAGUUCCUUUCGGGAGUCGCUGGAAUCAACGGAAUUUCCCAUCCCUCCACGUGUCCUAUAUGAUAUCCAGCGUCAGUUACCCGCAAACAGCCAAGAAUGCGAGGCCCCCUCUACAUAGCAAUUCUUUUGCCUUUCGCUGCUGUGUAGACCGUUAUAGAGCGAGCACACAGAAGACUCGGACGGCGCAAGUUCCGUGCAGCCUGGAAAAGGAGUGAAAAGGCUGCUGACAUCACUCGGGGCGGGGCCGCCAGUCUUUAAGAAAAGUCGCGCGGCUGCAGCUGCCAGGCACAGCUUCAUCAUGAGCUGCUACAACAGCUCCGAACUCCAGGUGCUUUGCAGCUCCAGCCAGCUAUUCCUGCAGCCGCUCUGGGACCGCCUGAAGACCUGGGAGGCUUUCAUCCAGUCGCCCUUCUUCCCGGUCCUCUUCUCAGUCAUCACCUAUGUGGGCUUCUGCCUCCCCUUCGUGGUGCUGGACGUCCUGAACCCCUGGGUUCCAUCUCUGCGCCGCUACAAGAUUCAUCCCGAUUUUUCGCCAUCAGCCCGGCAGUUGCUGCCCUGCCUGCGACAGACUCUCUACCAGCACGUGGUGUACGUGUUCCCCUUAACGCUGCUACACUGGGUCCACAGCCCCAAGCUCCUGCCACCCGAAGCCCCCCAGCUGCUUGAGCUAGUGAGCCACAUCGUGUUCUGCCUGUUGCUCUUCGAUGGUGAAUUCUUUGUGUGGCACGUGCUGCACCACAGAGUGCCCUGGCUGUACCGCACCUUUCACAAGGUGCACCACCAGAACUCGUCCUCGUUCGCUCUGGCCACGCAGUACAUGAGCGUUUGGGAGUUGUUUUCCUUGGGCUUCUUUGACUUGGUGAACAUCAAGCUCCUCAAGUGCCACCCGCUCACCGUCCUCAUCUUCCAUGUGGUCAACAUCUGGCUGUCAGUGGAGGACCACUCAGGCUACGACUUUCCGUGGUCCACUCACAGACUAGUGCCUUUCGGGUGGUAUGGAGGCGUGGCGCAUCACGAUCUGCAUCACUCUCAGUUCAAUUGCAACUUUGCCCCUUACUUCACACACUGGGACAAAUUACUUGGUACCUUUCGCCCUGCACCUCUGCCAGCUUGGUGGAAUUGUGGCUGUGGUGGGUGCCCCUCCUAACCGUGACUGCUCUGCAUUUCCCACUCGAAUCGGAAGCAAUAUACCUGAGCUAUUUAAAAAAAAAAAGACUUAACUUAUUAACUGAUGAAAACUGUUAUAGACAAAAUCUGAUGUAUUUUUGCAAUCUGACAAAAUAAUUUAUAUAAUAUAUGUAUAUAAUACAAUUGAAUUCUUGGUGUCAAAUUCUAGCUCACGUCAAUAACCUUGAUUGCUGACAUAAAUUUAGACAGUUAUCACAGGCAUAUUUAAAGCAUCUCUAAAAGGAUUUGUUUAUGGAACAAGGACUUAUGUUUAAAAGUGUCUUAGAAUUGGGAUAGAGUUGCAUCUUUGUGGAGUAUCUAAAUUCUGACUCUAUUCAUAAACAUGUACCUGCUGGACAGUGACUUAAGAUUAUAGUACUUUUUUGUAUUUUUAAUAGAAUUGUAUAUUUAUAUUGAAAGAAAUGUUAUUUGUGCUUAAAAAGUGAGAAAGAAAUAAGUAAAUCAAAUAAGUACUGGGCUUCUGUUCACUGACAUUUUGAUGAAAAAUAACUAAACAGGGAAGGGAGAGCUGGGAUGACAAAUGCUUCAGAGCUUACCAUGGAAA
Molecule: messenger RNA, 2466 nt
Organism: Ictidomys tridecemlineatus (thirteen-lined ground squirrel)
Lineage: Eukaryota; Metazoa; Chordata; Mammalia; Rodentia; Sciuridae
Gene: Ch25h
Product: cholesterol 25-hydroxylase
Biological process (GO): lipid biosynthetic process
Molecular function (GO): oxidoreductase activity; iron ion binding
Source: RefSeq, a predicted model, not a curated record